AUGCCAGUCGAGAUCUUGCUCGAGAUCUAUCACCACUUGGACAUUGGUGCCAUCUUCGAGCUUUCGGUAAUCAACAGGUCGUUCUUCAAUUUCUACCUUCGGAGAAAGGCCACUAUCCUUCUUCCAGUCCUUGAGAGAGAUUUCAGUCCAUUCGACGAGCUCCUCCAGGUCUAUACAGCGUCUGUUGAUGAUGUCGACGUCAAGGACGGCCUGUAUAGGCCACGCCGUGUCAUCUUCAAGCGCUUUGUUGGAGAUGCCGGGCUCACGCUGACGAAACACGCUUCCUUUCCCAAGAGAUCUACUGAGAUUACCGGCAAUGGCUUCACCCGUGUAGACAAAAGUCACAGGGCAGUUCCGUUGCCAGAGUUGUCUCAGAAAACAUCCGUGUUGACAGAGGAUGAUCUCAGCGGCAUUUUGAAGCAUUGCCGACUUGUCCUGAGGUGGGAAGAGCUGUUUCCUCAAAUGAGAUGGUUCAACCAACCCGAGGACUGCCGUUUCUUGCGACCCCAUGAGUCGUUCAGAUUUCGCAGAGCCUUGUACAGGUGGUGGCUCUAUGGCGUCUACUUUCACGGCGAAUUUCCUCGCCCACGCGUGGGGCACCCCGAACCGCACGUGGACGACAUUCGAACCAGUCAAAUGCGCCACCAUUCGACUGCCGAGCUUCUCGAGCUGAUGGACUUUCUGGAGACGAUCAAGGACGUGAUUCUGCACUACAUCUGCCCCCGUUUAGACCCGAGUCAAAACACUAUCGCCGGUGAAGUAGCGCCUGACGGGCUUGCAGACAGGAGCCAUUCGCUCGCCACCAGCUGGAUGGACCAAAGCCGCUGGGGUCGUGUCAUCAAAACAUAUGCGAAACUCGGCCCCGAGGAACUGCUGUACUACUUCGACAACAUCUACAGCUAUCCGCGGAAGCGCCUGAUCACAGAGAUUCGGCUUCAGCACCCCAGCUUUACCUUUGACCAGGAGUCGAUCCAGAUCGCCGUUCGGUGUGCGCUAGAUGAGCGGCACUGGACGGACAAGAAUCCAAGUCUGGCGGAGGACGGAUGCGGUGGAAUCAUCGACUUUGACGAUGAGCGCGACGAGCAGAGAGGAGUUUUCAAGUAUGACGGCAGUCCGGAUGGGUCCCUGCCUCAGGGCGCCAGGUCUGUCCAGUCGUAUUCGAGGUACUCUCCACGAGGCGAUGACGGAUCGUUCAUGGACGACUAUUACCGCUUGUCUGGCUUCGAGGCUCGCUUGGCUGGGGCAACUGCUCUGGAUGCCGUGGUCUAG
Purpureocillium lilacinum is the source of this 1269-nucleotide messenger RNA. RefSeq lists its product as uncharacterized. Gene Ontology annotation, molecular function: protein binding. Lineage: Eukaryota; Fungi; Ascomycota; Sordariomycetes; Hypocreales; Ophiocordycipitaceae. The record is from RefSeq and is a predicted model, not a curated record.